This is a messenger RNA of Gongylonema pulchrum, 252 nucleotides long. NCBI's taxonomy places the organism in Eukaryota, Metazoa, Nematoda, Chromadorea, Rhabditida, Gongylonematidae. The record is from the annotation of a GenBank genome assembly.
AUGGCGAACCACCACCAACUGUCGUCUGGAGGAGGCAGGAUCGACAAAUCAUCCGAUUCAAUGGCGCCACUGGAUAUGGAGGGCUUCCAAUUUUCAGCAAGUGUUUUCAAUGGCUCCGAGCUGACGAUUACGAAAGUGAGUCGGAAGCACAUGAGCGAAUACGUUUGUGUUGCUAGCAAUGGGAUACCGCCGGAUGAAUCUUGGAGCGUAAAGCUUCAUGUUACCUGUAUGUUUACUGACAUUGCGCAUUAA